This is a messenger RNA of Trypanosoma theileri, 390 nucleotides long. RefSeq names its product putative calpain-like protein. Lineage: Eukaryota; Euglenozoa; Kinetoplastea; Trypanosomatida; Trypanosomatidae. The record is from RefSeq and is a predicted model, not a curated record. Bases 1 to 390 code for a protein of 129 amino acids. The transcript has a single exon.
AUGGGUUCCUCUUCGUCCACCUCGUACCGCAAUGGCAAGCCGACCUUUGACGACGCCACGGAGGUCCAUCCGAUGUUCAACGGCCUUCUCUUCCGCCUGAGCGACCGCAAGAACGGCCGCUGGGGCUUCUACAACGACUCCCCGGACUACACCAUGCACGUCGCGGUGCUCUUCGACUACGACAGUCAAAUCGUCCCGCUCGGCUCCACCAACGCCUUCCGCAUUGACGACCCGGAGGCGGGCCGCGAGGACGACAUGGGGAAAUACCUCGCGGAGGUCGACGUCCCCCCACUCGCAACGGAAAUGUUCGUGGAGGGGAAAGUGACCGGAUGGAGCAUCGACACACUCGAGGCACGCUCACACCAGGAUGAACAGGUAUACCGCUUGUAG